Molecule: messenger RNA, 4464 nt
Organism: Colletotrichum lupini
Lineage: Eukaryota; Fungi; Ascomycota; Sordariomycetes; Glomerellales; Glomerellaceae
Exons: 14
Coding region: 1-4464 (1487 amino acids)
Biological process (GO): positive regulation of transcription by RNA polymerase II; lipid biosynthetic process
Cellular component (GO): nucleus
Molecular function (GO): acyltransferase activity, transferring groups other than amino-acyl groups; transcription cis-regulatory region binding; zinc ion binding
Source: RefSeq, a predicted model, not a curated record
AUGUGGGCGAAAAUAAACGGAUCCAAAAAUGUUUCUGCUAUUUCCUUUGCCCCUGAGCAGAAAGCAGACGCCGAAGCAACAACAGCGCUGCCAGCAACAGCAAUAGAGGGACCGCUAGACCGACCGACCGAGCUGCGAGCGAGCGCAACUUCAUCGGAACACCUUUAUCGGCGACGUGACUCUUUUGCCAUUCCUUUCCUUCCCAUCUACACUUCGCCUCCUCUUACAUUCACUUCUCUUCCCUCCCUCACCUGGCAUACCGAUAGCUGCCAUCCCAACAACCUCCCGCACGCAUCCCACCACCUGCGUCUCUCCGUCUUUCUCACUCUCCUGCGCAACCCGUUGCCGAACAGAGACAACAAACAACGAACAACCACACGCCACACACAAAGCCGGCCCAUCAUGGACGUCGCGCUCGAGCUCCUCGACCCAUUGGUCCUGGACAAGGCCUACGCCUACUUCGUCCCUGCGCCCACCACUGCCAACACCGGCGCAUACAACGCGACCGGCGACGCCUUUGCCUCAUCAUCACCACUAGACCUCUCGAACUCGUAUGGCUCCGCCUGGCCCCGCGAUAGUAUCCUCCGUCAAACCAUCUCCAUCCUCGCCAUCACCCAGCUGGGCGCCUGCGCCCUCUACUGGAUCUUCAGUCCGCUGUCUUAUUACCUCAUCUUUGACCGCCGCCUCGAAUAUCACCCGCGCUUCCUCAAGAACCAGAUCCGCCAGGAGAUGAUCUCCUCCAUGAAGGCCGUCCCCGUUAUCAACAUCCUGACUUUGCCAUUUUUCCUCGCCGAGGUUCGCGGAAAGAGUCUGCUGUACACCCAUGUUGAGGAGUAUGGUCUCUGGUGGAUGGCCAUUUCAGCUACCAUUUUCAUGGUCUGGAACGAUAUUGCCAUUUACUGGAUUCACCGCCUCGAGCACCACCCCGCCGUCUACAAGUACAUUCACAAGCCACACCACAAGUGGAUUGUGCCUACGCCUUGGGCUGCCCUCGCCUUCCACCCCCUCGACGGCUACGUUCAAUCUCUGCCCUACCAUGUCUUCGUCUUCUUCUGCCCUAUCCAGAAGUACCUCUACAUGGGCCUUUUCGUCCUCGUUCAAAUCUGGACCAUUCUCAUUCACGACGGCGACAUGAUUUCGGGUCACUGGCUCGAAAAGUACAUCAACAGUCCCGCCCACCACACCCUCCACCACAUGUACUUCACCGUCAACUACGGCCAGUACUUCACCUGGGCCGACAACUACUUUGACUCCCAUCGCGCGCCCCAGCCCGAGCUCGAUCCCCUCCACGACGCCCUCAAGGUCAUGCGCGCCAAGGGUCUUGUCGACGAAAAGGGAAACCCCAUUCCACAGGAGCAGAAGAAGGAUCUAUUUUCUUCAUUUCCCGGAAAGCAUCGGAAGGCUCCCCCAAAGAGCGAGCGAGCCUCCAACGACCUUCCCCCGUCCACCACAGGUUUCUGGUGGGCUUUUGACACAUUCCUCAUGGCGAAUGAGCAUUGCAUAUCUAAAAUAAUCAUAAUUAAGCGAAUACCAAUGGCAUAUCACAUCUUCAAACUCAUUUUCCCUCAACAGCAACAGCAAUUGAUUUUGAUUUUCACCAACUGGCUGGCCUCAGCGCCGGCUGCGCCUGCCUCACUGACGCGUUCCCGUUGGGCGGAUGAUCCACGGAUAGCUCUGCGGGGAAGUGAGAGGAAGUCCAAGGGUCCCGUUGUCGGUCUGCCUACCUCCCAGUCUCGAAUUCUCAUCUGCGGAGGAGCCGAGUUGGCGCCGGCACGCGGGGUGAUUCACCCCACGUCUAAGAUGACGAUUGAAGUUACGGAUCUCACAGAGGCGGAUAUUCCAGGGGCGGUUAAAGCAGUGCACGGCGACCCGUACAAUGUCUGGGUAUACGAUCAAUCAAAGUUCAACCAGAAACGAAACUACGAGUCCCUAGCUCUGCGUAUGAGAUGGGGCAUGCGCAACGGCAUAUUCCACGUCGCAAAAGAACAAGGCAGUGAUGAGGUCCUCGGCGUAGCAAUGUGGCUUCCUCCACAGCCUGCCGACGCGCCGCCGACGUGGAAUGAUUGGUUUGAGGGGUGGCGGCUUUGGUUCGGACAGCGAUACUACAUCUGGAAAGAAGCCCAAGCCAAAGCCCAGCGCGAGAUCUGGACCGACCCUAGGGGAUACUACUUCCUCAACAUCAUGGUCGUGCUGCCUUCCGCUCAGGGCAAAGGUGUAGGCGCAAAGAUGAUGAAGGCUGUUACGGACCGGGCUGAUGAGGAGGGUGUGAAGUGUUAUUUGGAGUCUAGUAAGGAUGUGCCGAAUGUAAAGAUUUAUGGGCGGUGGGGGUUCGUGUUUGAGAGGGAGAUGAUUUGUGAUGAUGAAGGGGAUGCGAUUCGGUUGUUUACCAUGGGCGAAAACCGUGUAUUCAUCCAGAUCGAACUCUUGGAAAUCAUCAUCUUUAGCAAUGCAUACCAAAUCAAGGGGCGGAUGCCUCAGAUGCAAGUCGAAAAAGGUAUGGAUACUACCAAAUGCGACGAGAGGAAACCUGGAUGCGCCCGGUGUGAGGAGAGAGGAAUUCAGUGCCCCGGCUACGCCCUCAACGUGCGCUGGUCGCGAAAGCACCAAGUCCGCGUCGAUCAAAAGGCCGCAGCUGAAGGCUCACCCAGACAACGAGGAUCUCGAGAGCCCGCAUCUCAAACAAGUCCACAGCCCAUCGAAACCGCUUCGCCAACCUCAAACCAUGUCGACACUAACGUGCUGCAACACGUGGACCCAUGGCUCGCAAAUCCCUUACAGUGGGAUCUUCCUGCUCUGCCACAGGAGAUGCCCUCCCUUGAUGCUUCGUCGUGCGCUUUGCUUCUUAGCAGCCAGAAUGUGAAUCUUACAACGCCAUUCUGGGAUGCGCCUUUUAUUAGCUCAGCCUGGACUGUUGAUGGCCACAGCCCGACGACGUCGUCAUCUCAAGCUGAGGACCGGGAGAUGGAUCAUCUGUUCCAGAGUGAGAGCUCCGCAGCCAAUGUUCAGGAGAAUAGUAUUCCGCCCCCGUUCGAUAAUACUCAAUCCACGUCAUGUAAACAAUUCUUAGCGAGUAGCCCACGAGAGCUCGCCCAUCUGCCAACAUCGCUCUCCGAAUACUUCUUCCGUGAGGUCAUCACGCUCUACUGCGCAUGGGACAGCAAGACAAACGUGAUGCGCAACAUCGUCGAGACAAUGUGGCAGUCCUCCGGCGCCUUAUAUCACACCAUCCAGAGCAUGGCCGCCGCCUGCCUCUCAGAAGACUUUCCGCACCUCCUGCCCGUCGCCCGGAGAGAACACGGCGACGCCCUCAGACUCAUCCGCGAUCGACCCUCGGCGCUACCUUUAUCAACCUCAAUGACAACAACACACAAGCGGGCCAUGCUUCUCUCAUCAACGCUCCUAGGCCACACAUCAAGCUGGCUUAGCCCCCAGAACCUCGCAACAGACAUGUUCAGAGCAAGCUGCAGCAUGCUCAAAGACGUCUCCGCCGAGACGUGCGGCAGCGACGCAGACGCGAGCUUGUCUUUCUUCAGCGACACCAUGGACUACUGGGCCAUGCUCCUCGCCUACCUGACAGACAGCACCCAACUGGGCGACUACCACCACACCACAUCCAUCGGCCCGGCGGACCCGUCGAAGUCUAUUGAGCCGCACCCUUACUCGGGCAUAUCCCACGCCACUGUCCGACUGCUCACCGACACGGGCAUCCUCAUCUUCCAGUACCGAAAACACAUGGCCUCCGUGAAGUUCCUCACCGAGACGGACCUGGACGUCUUCCGCGCCGCUCUCCGCUCCGCAAGACAACUCGAGCGCGCGUUUCUUGCGCAUCGUCCGCCGGACCUAUCUCGCGUCACGGAUCCAGGCGAUCCGAAAACUCCGCUGCGGCAUCUGGAGCUUAUCGACGAGGCGUACCGGUGUACCGGUCUCUUACAGCUGUACCGCGUGUUUCCAGAUUUGUUGAAUGAGCGGUAUGCACCGUGGGACCGGGAGCGGCUCCUACGUCCGGUUCCGAUAUCUGCCGCCGCGGGAUCGGGGUUAGACAGCGACAAGGUCCCCUCGGCGAGAGAGAGGAGGACGUGGCUGACGAAGCUUGCAAUGUACAUCCUCGGUAUCCUGCGAGAUAUACCCUUUGAAUCCCGGACGCGAAGCGCACAGCCUUUCAUCAUGGUGGCAAUCUCGAGCGAGUUGAGGAGGGAGCCGCAACACCUACGGCAGCCUGAUGCUAUGUACGGUGAGGCCGGGGCGGAUGUGCUGGAUAUCGACCCCGCGUCUAUCGAGGUGGCGAGGGCGCGCAAGUUUGUGCGGUCGCGGUUGGCGGCUUAUACGCACAUUUUGCCGCUUCGGAAGAGUCGGGUCAUUUCUGAGUUGAUUGAUCAUACGUGGGCGGCGCUGGAUGCUGGUGAGGAGGAUGUGUAUUGGCUCGAUAUCGCGCGUGAGAAGAAUCUCGGGACGAUGAUGGGCUAA